Messenger RNA from Exophiala oligosperma, 399 nucleotides. RefSeq lists its product as uncharacterized. The record is from RefSeq and is a predicted model, not a curated record. The transcript has a single exon. Bases 1 to 399 code for a protein of 132 amino acids. Lineage: Eukaryota; Fungi; Ascomycota; Eurotiomycetes; Chaetothyriales; Herpotrichiellaceae.
AUGCCUACGUCCUCCCAUGAUAGGGGUGUCAUGCCUCAUGCAUCUUCUAAUGAGACUAUCUACCUUCAAUAUUUGACGCCUGAGGAGGCAGAUCAAAUCCACCAGCAGUUUCACAAUCCCAGUUUCCGCCAAACCAGGCAGGUCCUAUGGACUGGAGUAGAGCGGGGACUGGCACAACAGUGGGCUGAUCAACGCGGAAUGCAAACAUUGACGAUGGCCAUGGGAUGUCUGAUGCAGCCUGAGCAUCCUUCCUGUUUAAAACCCAAAAAAUCGAACGACGCAUGGAGUCGGUACGUGAAAGGGGCUUCGGCGAUCUUUGCUCACUACGCGGCACAAGGUCAAGCAAUUACGGUGCUCCCAAAUGCUUCUAACGGCCAGAAUGACUCUUGCUCACCGUGA